ACCUCAGUUUUAUCCAAUGAAGUUCCUCUGCUGACCUCCUCAAAUUACUGAUCACUGGGAAUUUCACUUGCGCUUUAUGCAGCAUUUUAUUAUUUUGCUUCUUGUUCUCUGGGGAAAUGUUUGAAAAGAUCUUAUUCCUGCUCUGUUUGUCAUCUGCUUUGGCAGAACAGCUCUGUACACCAGAUUCUUCAGAUGGCUACAAAGUUCGACUCAGCAUCAAAAGCGCUCUGGGAGAUCAAGCAUAUGUUUGGAAUGAAAAUGAAAUGUACCUUUUCCGAGCAACUCUGGCUUUUGCCAUGAGGAGUCACUUCAGCGGCCAGGAAUUUGAUGUGUCAAACAUCAUUGUAUGUGAUGAGACUCCCAGAGUGUCGUUCUGGUUCGUGGUGACGUCACCGCUGAACACGUCACGCCUUGUUGAUAUAGAAAAUGUGGAGAAGGCUGUAAGAAAGUCCAGGAAUCGCAUCAACAGUGCAUUUCUGCUAACUGAUAAAACUCUGGAGUUUAUCGGCAUCGCUCCCACCCUGGCAGCACCAGCCAGCCCUGGCACCCCUCCGUGGCUCAUUGUGUUUGGGGUGGUCAUGGGUGCUGUGGGUGCCGGCAUCAUCGUUCUGCUUGUGUCCUCUCUGGUCCAAAAUAAACGCAAAAAGAACGAGAAAAGUGAUGAUGAGGACAAUGAAGAAGAGACGCGGGUGAAAACGGUGGAAAAUGGCACUGCAAGUGAGGGUGUUUACAACAUGUCAUUCUCAGAUGAUGAGCGUUUCACACAGAUGUAAACCCCUUCUAUAAAGACUCUACCAUGUCAGCAAUAAGAAGGUAAAAACGUUAUUAAGCUGCUCCAGACAGACUUUUGUUGCACUGUAAUAUUUAAUCUGCAAAAUCAUUUUUAAGUUGAAGUUUAUCAUAAGUUUGUAUGAUUUAAUACAGUUUCAUGAUUUUUUUUCUUUUGGAGAGGUCAUUUGCUGAACAUUUCUAUACUGUCAUUACCUGCUGCCUCAAAAAGAAACAAGCAUGUGCAAUUUGUUAAUGCCAGUACAUUCAUAUUGAAUUCCAAAUGAAUGUAUAUUUUCUGUAUGUUUUCUGUGUUGAGGACUGAUGAAUUAAAGAUCUCUGUGUGAGAGGG
Messenger RNA from Siniperca chuatsi (mandarin fish), 1120 nucleotides. RefSeq names its product collectrin, amino acid transport regulator (gene cltrn). NCBI's taxonomy places the organism in Eukaryota, Metazoa, Chordata, Actinopteri, Centrarchiformes, Sinipercidae. The transcript is spliced from 6 exons. Bases 117 to 773 code for a protein of 218 amino acids. The record is from RefSeq and is a predicted model, not a curated record.